Messenger RNA from Molossus molossus (Pallas's mastiff bat), 1620 nucleotides. Its product is annotated as C-type lectin domain family 14 member A-like. The record is from RefSeq and is a predicted model, not a curated record. Gene Ontology annotation, biological process: cell migration. Gene Ontology annotation, cellular component: extracellular matrix; external side of plasma membrane. Gene Ontology annotation, molecular function: extracellular matrix protein binding; extracellular matrix binding. NCBI's taxonomy places the organism in Eukaryota, Metazoa, Chordata, Mammalia, Chiroptera, Molossidae.
AUGAGACCAGCGCUCGCCCUGUGCCUCCUCUGGCAGGCGUUCUGGCCCCGGCCGGGCCUUGGCGAGCACCCCACCGCGGAUCGCGCGGGCUGCUCCGCUUCUGGGGCCUGCUACAGCCUGCACUACGCGACCAUCAAGCAGCGGGCAGCCCGAGAGGCCUGCAACCUUCGCGGGGGGGCGCUCAGCACCGUGCGCGGGGGCUCAGAACUCCGCGCGGUGCUCGAUCUUUUGCUGGCUGGCCCCGGGCCCGGAGGGGGCGCCAAAGACCUUCUGUUUUGGGUGGCGCUGGAGCGCAGGCGAUCCCACUGCACCACGAAGGACGAGCCGUGGAGGGGUUUCUCUUGGUUGUCCCCCGACGUCGGUGGGUUGGGAAGCGACACGCUGCAGUGGGUGCAGGAGCCCCAACUCUCCUGCACUGUGCGGAGUUGCGCGGCACUACAGGCCACCCGCGGUGUCGAGCCCGCAGGCUGGAAGGAGAUGCGCUGCCACUCGCGCGCCGACGGCUACCUGUGCAAGUACCAGUUCGAGGGCUUGUGUCCUGCGCCGCGCCCCGGGGCUGCCUCUGGCUUGAGCUACCGCCCGCCUUUCCAGCUGUACAGCGCGGCGCUGGACUUCAGUCCCCCAGGGACCAAGGUGAGUGCGCGCUGCCCUGGCCAGCAAUCCAUCACAGCCACCUGCAUCGUGGACGAAGUGGGCGCUCGCUGGGACCGGAUACCCUCUGGGGCCGUGCUCUGUCCCUGCCCCGGGAGGUACCUCCGUGCAGGCAAAUGUGCAGCGCUCUCUAAUUGCCUAGACGACUUGGAAGGCUUUGUCUGUGAGUGUGCUGCGGGCUUCGUGCUGGGGAAAGACCAACGCUCUUGUGUAACCAAUGGAGAAGGACAGCCGGACCCUGAGGGAACCAAGGUGCCUACUUGGUACCCGUCGGCCACUGCAGCCAGCCCGUUGCAGAGGAGAUGGUCACCCAAGGUGCAUGAGAAACCAGAAGAGAUUCCCCAUAUCCCUGGACAGGGCAGUUCAGCAACAUAUAUUCCCGAGAUUCCUGGGUGGGGAGCACAGAGCACGAUUCCCACCCUUGAAAUAUCCCCUCAAGUCAACUCAACGGCCCCUGUUACUUCUUCAGGGAACAUGAUUUCCAAGUCUAAUUCCACGUCUUCCUCUGACAUUCCCCAGGCUAUGGAUUCCUGCUCCACCGUGGUCUUCAUACUUGUGAGCAUAGCAGUAGUAGUGUUGGUGAUCUUCACUAUGUCAGUGCUGGAGCUUUGCAAACUCUGCUUUCACAAAAGCUUUUCCACUAGGCCACAGAAGGGACCCUUGGCCCCCGCUGACAUGGAGAGCGACGCUGAGUCCACUGUCCUGCGCUCCAAUUCAGCACAUUGUACAGACAAUGGGGUGAGGUGCAGUCUGCAGGAUAGAGCAGAGGGAGUCUCUUUCCACUUUGGAGACCCAGAGAGAAACGGAACAGUGAGCACUUCUUGUGAGCAGUUUUUCACUUUCAAUGAAAAGGGAAAAGGAGAGGAGGGGCUUAUCUGUGGAACUGACGAUUCCUACAGAAGUUCCCUUCCCCUAAAUUCCCUCUACUCCACCGAGGGGCUACAUAUGAACUGGAUGCUCCUUCUCUAG